Messenger RNA from Malassezia sympodialis ATCC 42132, 540 nucleotides. RefSeq lists its product as uncharacterized. NCBI's taxonomy places the organism in Eukaryota, Fungi, Basidiomycota, Malasseziomycetes, Malasseziales, Malasseziaceae. The record is from RefSeq and is a predicted model, not a curated record. The transcript is spliced from 2 exons. The coding region runs from base 1 to 540 and encodes 179 amino acids.
AUGGACGUGAGCGCCGCCGGCGACGGCGCGACGGCGCUGCGCAUGCUCGCACGGACCGCGACGAAGGAUGUGGUGGUGCCGCCGCUCAAUUUCGAUAUGGUCGCCCCCGGCGUGUACCGCAGCGGGCACCCGAACGAGCGCAACUUUGCGUUCCUGCAGCGCCUCAACCUCCGGAGCAUCAUGUACAUUGCCAACGAAGACUAUCGCGCGAACAUGACCGAGUGGGCCCGUCGGCAGGGCAUACAGGUCUUCCACCACCGCGUCGACGUGAACAAGGAGCCGUUCGCCGAGAUGGACGAGGCGGAGGUCGCUCUGGCCCUGUCGCACAUGCUCGACGAGCGCAACCUGCCGAUGCUCGUGCACUGCAACAAAGGCAAAUACCGCGUCGGCUGCAUUAUGGGCUGUGGGUGGAGCCACAUUAGCAUCCUCGAGGAAUACGCCCGCUUCGCCGGCGACAAGAUCGCCGACGAGGAAUUCAUCGAAAUGUUCGACCUCGCACGCGUGCACUUGGAUCCCGAACACCGUCCUACCUGGCUAUAG